AUGCAGUACCUUAUGGGAUGCAGUACCUUAUGGGAUGCAGUACUUUAUGGGAUGCAGUACUUUAUGGGAUGCAGUACCUUAUGGGAUGCAGUACCUUAUGGGAUGCAGUACCUUAUGGGAUGCAGUUUCUUAUGGGAUGCAGUACCUUAUGGGAUGCAGUACCUUAUGGGAUGCAGUACCUUAUGGGAUGCAGUACUUUAUGGGAUGCAGUACCUUAUGGGAUGCAGUACCUUAUGGGAUGCAGUACCUUAUGGGAUGCAGUACCUUAUGGGAUGCAGUACCUUAUGGGAUGCAGUACCUUAUGGGAUGCAGUACUUUAUGGGAUGCAGUACCUUAUGGGAUGCAGUACCUUAUGGGAUGCAGUACCUUAUGGGAUGCAGUACCCUAUGGAAUGCAGUACCUUAUGGGAUGCAGUACCUUAUCGGAUGCAGUACCUUAUGGGAUGCAGUACCUUUCUACGUAAACGUCUCAGAUUGCGUCGGAUGUAUGAAGAGUGUGGCUAAAGUGAAGCUGCGAGACUCUGGUUACAUCGAUGGAUGGGAGAAAAGUAAGUAC
This is a messenger RNA of Candidula unifasciata, 555 nucleotides long. The record is from the annotation of a GenBank genome assembly. Lineage: Eukaryota; Metazoa; Mollusca; Gastropoda; Stylommatophora; Geomitridae.